AUGGCUACAUCAAUGCAUCUGUCUCGACUCCGGAAGUGGUUUCUCGCGUCGCCUCCGAUCGAAUAUGCUAUUUCACAUCUCCGAGAGUUGCUCGUCGGAGCCCUCAAGCAGGGCCCUGUCCCUCAACAUGUUGCCUUUGUUAUGGAUGGAAACCGGAGAUUUGCUAGAACACAUGGGAUUGAGACUGUGGAGGGACAUAAUUUGGGAUUUGAGGCACUGGCAAGGAUUCUUGAAGUCUGCUAUAAGAGUGGAGUGAAAGUCGUCACCAUUUAUGCGUUUAGUAUCGAGAAUUUCAAGCGGUCCAAGUUCGAGGUUGAUGCAUUGAUGGAAAUGGCCAAAGUGAAGCUGUCCCAAAUGGCACAGCACGGCGACUUGCUCGAUAGCUACGGCGCAAAGGUCCGCGUAUUGGGCCGAUUGGAUCUCCUCAAGCCCGAUGUUCUUGAGGCCGUCAACCGAGCCGUGGAUAUGACGAGUCGGAAUGGCGACCGCGUCCUGAAUAUCUGUUUCCCCUAUACGUCGCGCGAUGAGAUCACUACUGCUGUCCGAGACACGGUUUCCGAAUACAGCAGACCGUUGAAGCCGAUUUGCUCUCCGUCUACAGGUCCACGCACUCCAUUUUCGGAGUCGCAUAUUGCUCUCAACAUCCAAGCGCAGAGGACGGAACACAAUAGUGACACGGAAUCUACUUCGGGAUCUUCGGAGGACGGGAAUGGGAACACUAAGCAGGACCGCAGUCGCAACAAAGUUUACGAAUCUGGAUCUUCUUUCUCCUCAUCCACGACGCUCCACCUUGGGCAACAAGAUGGGCCCGGCACUAAGACCUCGACACCGUUGACGGAAGGGACGGAUACGGAUAACCCGGCCUUCGUAUCCCCGGAAACCAUCUCGCGCCAGACAUUAACCGAUCACAUGCUUACAAAAGACAACCCGCCGCUGGACGUUCUCGUACGGACGUCGGGGGUAGAACGCCUUAGCGACUUCAUGCUUUGGCAAUGCCACGAGGACACGGAAAUUGUGUUCUUGAAUGUCAUGUGGCCCGAGUUCGACUUGUGGCAUUUCAUCCCCGUCUUGUUGGGAUGGCAGCGACGCAUCUCUAAAUCGAAGCAGAACCCCGAUGCGGAAGGGGACUUUGAUGGAGAGGGGUCCGUGUCAGCGGAAGAGGACGAUGGAAUUAUCCUUCGUCCGGACAACAAGGUGAAGGGUAUGUAA
Molecule: messenger RNA, 1209 nt
Organism: Aspergillus ruber CBS 135680
Lineage: Eukaryota; Fungi; Ascomycota; Eurotiomycetes; Eurotiales; Aspergillaceae
Product: undecaprenyl diphosphate synthase family protein
Exons: 2
Coding region: 1-1209 (402 amino acids)
Cellular component (GO): endoplasmic reticulum; lipid droplet; membrane
Molecular function (GO): ditrans,polycis-polyprenyl diphosphate synthase [(2E,6E)-farnesyl diphosphate specific] activity
Source: RefSeq, a predicted model, not a curated record